This is a messenger RNA of Arabidopsis thaliana (thale cress), 762 nucleotides long. RefSeq lists its product as uncharacterized. The transcript has 7 exons. NCBI's taxonomy places the organism in Eukaryota, Viridiplantae, Streptophyta, Magnoliopsida, Brassicales, Brassicaceae. The record is from RefSeq and is marked reviewed. Bases 1 to 762 code for a protein of 253 amino acids.
AUGGACUUGAGGAUGAUCAGUUGGAAUUUUGAAGUGAGUUUGCAGCUUUUUCUUAUCGAUUCCGCCUCUCCGGCCACCGGCGCUCCUCGCUGUGGUCGUGAGAGGGCCCAUGUGUUUCUCCGUUCGCCGGCGUCGACUUGUCUUGGUCCUAUCGGUGAGGACGGUGAUUGUCACCUUCCCGGCGGUCUCGCUCUUCCUCUAGAUUGCUCGUGGACAGCAUCUGAGCUUUUAUCUAGUCUCUCUUUCCUUUGGCGUGCGGCGGAUCUCCAAUGGUUGUGGCUCGGUGGGGCGUAUUAUGCUCUGUCCGACAUUGGAAAGCUUUGCUCUCCUCUCUUCUGUGCCUGCUUCAUGUCUUCACUCGGUUUCAACCUCUGGUUGUGUCGUUCUCUAGCUCUUGUCUUCACUGGGGGUCUUGUUCAGUUCAUUGUGUGUCUGUUGGUGUGGCUUGUUGUUCGAGCCGGCUUCUCUGACUUUUGCGAGUCCCCUUUUGACCACUUUAUUCAGCUCAUCUCCCAAGCCAAAGGAUGGAGUUUUAAGGCUUCGCUUGAUCAAAGGUUUGGACUGCCUCAGAUCGCUUGCGCCUUUAGUAACUCCUCGCAUCUCCAAGACAUGUCGCACUUGUUUUCUGCUUUGGCAUCCAAUUCCGCAGUUGAUCUCUCGGCUCGGGCUGUCGUUGAAAGGACGACCUACUCGCUUAUCAUCAAGCUCUUCGCUGCCUUGUUCUCUCUUUCACUCUUGUUUCUCUUCCCAGCUACACUUUAG